This is a messenger RNA of Bombina bombina (fire-bellied toad), 5089 nucleotides long. It is a transcript of the gene KDM3A, whose product is annotated as lysine demethylase 3A. Gene Ontology annotation, molecular function: chromatin DNA binding; transcription coregulator activity; histone H3K9 demethylase activity. Lineage: Eukaryota; Metazoa; Chordata; Amphibia; Anura; Bombinatoridae. Gene Ontology annotation, biological process: regulation of transcription by RNA polymerase II. The record is from RefSeq and is a predicted model, not a curated record. Bases 216 to 4310 code for a protein of 1364 amino acids. Gene Ontology annotation, cellular component: histone deacetylase complex; chromatin. The transcript has 27 exons.
CCACCCAUUCUGCAUAGUAGUGUUGUAAACUGAGGCAGAGCAGCUGUUCGUUCAUCGAGAGAUCACAAAAGAGCAAACCGAAUUGAACCGUUUAUUAUACAGAAACAGUUAACGACUUUGCAUACAGUGUCACGGAUUGCACAGCUUCUCUGGGUACUUUGCAGAUGUUUUCAAGCAGCCUGGGAUAAACAAGUGAUUGUUAGCAGCCAGUGAAAAUGGUGCUAACGCACUCUGAAAGUCUGCACAAACUGGUUGGCCAGAAGUUUCUCGCUUUGUUUGGGACUGAUUUACAUCUUGAAGCGGGUCAUGUGUCAGAGUGGCCGUGGAAAAGUGGCAUCAUUAGGGCUGCUUCCCAUAAAGAUAUUACCAGCUCUGACUUGAAGAUUUGUGUUGAGUUUGAUGUCGAGUCUUGGGAGGAGAGAUCAUGGAUAGACUUGUACAACACUAAAGUUCAGGUUUUUCUGUUGGAACAAAGUUUAGUUUUUGUUGAUCGGCAGUCUCCAAGUAAUCCUGAUGUCACAGUUCAGUGGCCCGCUUUGAAUUAUAAAUGCUUUGUGGGCAAAGCUUUGGUGGAAUCAGUGGCUUGCGUACAGUUUCUUGGAGAUAAAAACAAAGUAUUUCUAUCUAAUGAAUUGGUGAAACCUGCACGGGAUCGCGAAUGCUUGAAGGAAUUCUUGACACAGAACCAAAAUUUAAAUAGAGAAUUUCAAGAAUUGCUCAGAAGAAAUCUAGAUGAAAAUCGUAUAUUACAAGGGGCAACAAGUUUAAUUGGAAGAUCAAUAAGAGUUUAUAGCAUGGACCCCUCAGCUCAGUGGUUCACUGCAUCUAUAGUAAACACAAAUACUCAGACGAGAACUCUGGAAGUUAAGUGUGACCAGGUUCCAGCUUUGAAAAACAUUGAUCCUGCAUUGAUAAAUGUAGAACUUGUGCAGAACAGCAGUGACAAGAACGGAAAAUCCAGAAAAUCUCGAGCACCAAAAAGAGUGUUGCAGGACUCGGGAGACAAAACUGAAGCGAAGCAAAGCCGCACAGAACAGGUACCUGGAAAAGAUUCCAAUCAGAAAACAAGUUUCCUUACCUAUUCCAGAGAUGAUGGAAAAACGUUAGUUGUGGUUGAUAGCCCCAAAUCCCCAGGGAGCUCUGCAUUCAGUUUUGUGAAAAAGCCAGCAGAAAACGCCAGCCAACAAAUGGUGGCACCUGGCCUUUUCUCUAAACAGUCUGUUCCAGUUGGGUUUGGAGAAGCAUUACUCGGCUGUGCUGCCAUGACUCCUGCCAGUCAAAGCUUUGCAUCUCUUGCUACUCCUCCACAAGCUAAUUCACCUCCAACGUUUGGUGCAGCUACUCCUCAUGGAAAAAGCGAUCAAAAUUUACCUCGAGAAACAACAUCCAUAUUUAACAGUGAAAUAAAAGAAGAGACAAACUUGUUCCUUAGUGCUGCAAUGUCUUAUGGUGAUAAAAGGAGUUUGGGUUUCGGCCUUGCAGGAAAUCCUUUUUCCUCUGCGUCAGCCAGUUUUCCUUCCUGGUCAAGCCAAACAAAUAGUGAAAAUGGCGUCAAAUCAGAAAAUCUUUUUCAGGCGUUUACAAAACCAUCCACAGUGUUUCCUAAAGGUUUUGAAUUUUCUGUGGAGACUUUUCCAGAGAGAAAAACUCUUGCUGUCACAGACUCUCCAAAACCUGUGACAGACUCUCCAAAACCUGUAACAAGCGAGGUUUGCAACAUGACUUGGCAACAGCCUGCGCAAGAUUCCAAAGUCUGCAGUGCAUCAAUGCCCCCAAAGGAAUCGCCAUUAGUGGCGCCUCCAGCUGUUGUCAAAAAGGAAACCCGUGGAAGGCCACGCUCUGUAAACGCAUCUUCUAGGGGCCCCAGUAAAAAUGAUGCUGUUACGUAUCCUAGGUCUGUCUUGUCAGAUGCACAAAAGCUGAAAAGGUUACAGCAGAGUGGAGAGAUCUUUGUGCAGGACGGCUCCUGUAAUCACAUUGCUCCUCAUCUUCAUAAGUGCAGAGAAUGCCGUCUGGACCGUUUUGGGAGAAGCAAGGAACAGAGAGAUUCUGCCGUCUUCUGCAGGUUCUUCCACUUUAGGAGGUUACAUUUCAACAAACAUGGAUUGCUUAAGGAAGGUGGCUUCUUAACGCCUAACAAGUAUGAUGCAGGAGCAAUAAGCUUAUGGCUACCAGUAAUGAGUAAUGUUGUGGGCCUCGAUCUGGACACCGCAAAAUAUAUCCUGGCUAACAUUGGGGACCACUUCUGCACGCUAGUAAUGUCUGAAAAGGAAGUCAUGGCAUCAGUAGACACUCAAAAACCCAUAGGCUGGAAGAGGGCAGUCAGAGGGGUUCGUGAAAUGUGUGAUGUUUGUGACACAACAAUUUUCAACCUUCACUGGGUAUGUCCCAAGUGUGGCUUUGGCGUCUGUGUUGACUGCUACCGGAUGAAAAAGAAGAGUUUAAGUACUGACUUUCAAGGUGUGGAAGGGCUUGAAACUUUCUCAUGGCUGAAGUGUGUUAAAGGCCAGUUACAUGAACCAGAAAAUCUAAUGCCUACGCAGAUUAUUCCAGGCAAAGCUCUUUAUGAUGUUGGGGAUGUUGUCCACUCCGUUAGAGGCAAGUGGGGAAUUAAAUCAAAUUGUCCAUGUUCAAAUAAGCACUUAAAGCCUUUAUCAAAACCUUGUGUGAAGGAAGAAGUGAAACAGAGCACUCCUUGUGGGGCCGAGUCUGCUAAUGGAAAUCUUUUGCAACCCAGCACAUUAACUCCACAGGAACCAAUAGCAUUUAGCAGCAAAACACCUUUAUCAUCUGGUUCUGGACCUUUAAGUUGGCUGACAGACCUGCCAAACACAAAUGUGAACAAGGAAAAUAAAGAUAAUAUAUUUACUUCCAUGCUUAAACCGGAUUCAAUGCCACUACCUUCCUUUGCUAGUUUUGGAAAGCCUGUUUCUGCUCUUCAGGCUUUUAGUAGUUCUAUUCUGACACCCAUGACCAGCAAUAAGUCUGGCUUUUUGAGGAAUCUUCUCAAUAACUCCAGUGUUAAGCAGGAAAACAGUCCAAAGAGCACUCCUAAAAUACUUGAUGACAUCUUUGCUUCCUUGGUACAAAGUAAACCAGUUACUGAUCAGUCUAAAAAACCACAAGGUCUCGCUAUUCAGCCAAGUCUUAUGGGGUUUAAUACACCACAUUACUGGCUGUGUGAUAACCGACUGCUCUGUCUACAAGAUCCUACCAACAAGAGCAACUGGAAUGUGUUCAGAGAAUGUUGGAAGCAAGGACAGCCUGUAAUGGUAUCUGGCGUGCAUCACAAGUUGAAUGGUGAUCUCUGGCGACCAGAAUCCUUUAGAAGAGAGUUUGGUGAUCAGGAAGUUGAUCUAGUGAACUGUAGAACUAAUGACAUCAUUGCUGCAGCAACCGUCGGGGAGUUCUGGGAUGGUUUUGAAGACCUAGAAGGUCGCCUUAAAACUGCUGAUGGACAGCCAAUGGUACUGAAACUGAAGGACUGGCCCCCAGGAGAAGACUUUAGAGACAUGAUGCCAUCUCGGUUUGAUGACCUAAUGAAUAAUAUUCCACUUCCUGAAUAUACCAGAAGGGAAGGGAAGUUGAAUCUUGCUUCUAGGCUUCCGACCUACUUUGUGAGACCAGAUCUAGGACCAAAAAUGUAUAAUGCCUAUGGGUUAAUAACACCCGAGGACAGAAAGUAUGGGACAACCAACUUACAUUUGGAUGUAUCUGAUGCAGCAAAUGUGAUGGUCUAUGUAGGAAUUCCUAAAGGCGAGACUGACCAUGAGCAAGGAGUACUUAAGACCAUACAAGAUGGAGAUGCGGAUGCGCUGACUAUCAAGCGGUUUGUUGAGUUCAAGGAGAAACCUGGAGCAUUGUGGCAUAUAUACGCGGCCAAAGACACAGAGAAAAUCCGCCAGUUCAUGAAAAAGGUGGCGGCAGAAAAGGGACAAGAGAAUCCACCUGAUCACGAUCCUAUCCAUGACCAGAGCUGGUAUUUGGACCGUUCUUUAAGGAAACGCCUAUUUCAGGAAUAUGGUGUCCAAGGCUGGGCAAUUGUGCAGUUCUUGGGUGAUGCGGUCUUUAUACCUGCUGGAGCUCCUCAUCAGGUUCACAAUCUGUAUAGUUGUAUAAAAGUCGCAGAAGAUUUUGUUUCUCCGGAGCAUGUGAAGCAUUGUUUCUGGUUGACUCAGGAAUUCCGCUAUCUUUCACAUACCCAUACGAAUCAUGAAGACAAACUGCAGGUGAAGAACGUUAUAUAUCAUGCUGUCAAAGAUUCAGUUGCUGUACUUAAGGCGAACGAGGCAAGUAUUGGCAAAGUUUAAUGCUGGAUUCUUUAUAAAGAACUUUGGACAGACUAAUUGUGGCAGCUGUACUACACAAACCUUACUUCUACCUGGCUGAAGCAUUACCUCAUUGGACUUAACAGUACCUAACCUAAAUACCCACAUGGGCUUUUAUGAAAUGUUUACAUUCGUUGGGAUCAUUUGAAGAUUGCAAGUAACUGAACUAAUGGGAUCAUAUUUUGGACCUAUUUUUCUUCCGGACUACUUCAUAUUCCACCUUUUAGGAAAAUUCUAUUCUUUGAGGAGGCGCCAUAUUGAAACCAAAACACUUUUUUUAGACUGUACAAAAAUACCUCUUGUUGUUUGGAUUUUUUCCCAAACUAUGCUGUACAUUUUGUUGUGUAAGGAAUAGUUGCUCGUUUUUGUUUUAAUUUUCCGCCUCUGGACUGUUGAGUAAAAAAGGUACCUUAAGUAUGAAUGUUAAACAAAAGAGAGAGAAAAAAAUGAUACAAUUUUUUUAAACAAUUGCAGCCAUUAAUGCGUUUAUAGAAUGCGCACAGUAAAAUGUAAAUAAGCAGGCUCUUAUCAUUUUACAUUAAGUUAGGAUUAGCACUGAUGUGCCUGGCAUUUUCUGUAAUUAAAUAAAAUUAAUUUAGACAUUUUUGUUAAAUUGUAUAACUUUAAUUUAAUUAACUUUGUAAUAUUUCUUAUUGUUUGGGUUUACCAUGGGAGGUCGGGGGAGAAAACCUGAUAGUUGACGGGUUAUUUUUUAUUUUUUUUAUUAUUCUGUACUUAAAAUAAAAAUAAUUUUGGGUUCA